CCCGAGUCAUUAAAAACUAUUAUAUAAUUUUUAUUUUAAGUAUUAAAAUUCUCACUUCUAAAUGAGUACAGAAUAGUUUUCUUCUAUUAAUUAAUAGGAGGUCUAGAAUACUCUGUGUACGUGUAUGUAUAUGUUGUACAUAUGUAUGCGUAUGCGUGUACGUAUGUAUAAAAUUACUGAUUAACGGCAUCAAAGAUUCUAUUUAUUAGUAGAAUAAAUCGAUAUUUUAAGAAGUUUCUUUUUAUCUAUUAUCGCAGAAUUUGAAAUCGGCUUUAUACGGCCUGAGGUAACGUCAGUUUUAACCGAUUUAUUAACCGAUUUAUUCUGUCGUCCGUCCAAUUGUACGAAUGUUAGCGCCUACUUUAUGUGACUUUGCUCACAGCAGUAAAGUUUAAAUGUCCAUAUUGCUCAUUAGUUAAAUAAAACGCGAAACGUUCACUGUGCGAUAACAUUAAUAAGCUCCUAGACGUAAGAAUAUUUAAGAUGAAAACUAUGUGUGUAUGUAUAUGUCAAGCACUUUGAACGGUUGGGCAACUUGGAGUUUUAAAGCGAUUCUCAAAACGCAUCCAGCGAUAUGUCUUCUUGUUAAAUUUGUUUUUAAAUUUUCAUCUUGUAAUCAAUCUUGAUAUAUGUAUAUAUAUAUAUAUAUUUGUUUUUUCGGGAGUAUAUUUGUACGUUCAAGUUUUGUGUUAAUAUUUAUAAAUUUCUAAUUCUGUUAAAGUAAAAUCACAUGAUUUCACAAUUUUCUCUUUUCACUUUAAACGUUUUGAGAUAAACUUAUUAAACGUAUUUGGGAAAAAAAUCUCUGCAUCUUCAUAAUGAGCUACGUAAAUCAAACUGAUUUUGACGUAAUGCGUGGAGUUGACAAUUUAUAUUAUACUAAACAAAUGUGAUGUCUUUAAUUAUAUAAAUUAAUUAACAUUACAUUUCGUACAAGAUUCUUAUUAUCAUACAUAAAAAUUUUGUAUUUCUGUCUUGUUUGUACACUUCUGUGCAUUGUAUAUGUUAUUGAAUUAUAUUGAUGUAGUAGAGUCUCGUUAAUUUUGGCCAUCCGAGGGAUACGAGGAGAAUUCUUGGGAAACAAAAAUUAACGAUAAUUAACGGAGAGCUAUAUUAAAUUAAAUUAAUACAUAUCUCUCCCCUCUCCACAGUGCGAGCUGCUCAAUCGCCGUAUGCUUGCGCGAAUGCAGUUACACAUACGAAGACAUGAUCUACUCGUUGCUCGUUGUAACAUAAAGAAGGCGCAAUAUUAGUGUUUGUUAAAGUAUGUAUUGAAAUAUAUCGAAGUUAAGGGCCAAAAUUAAGGAGUCUACUGUACUAACGUUGAUGUCUGUUAUGUGUCUAGUUAAGGCUUAAAGUCAUUGUAAAUUUUUGCGAUUAAGACGCGGCUAAAUUUCCUGAACAUGCUGCGUGAGCCAUAUUUAAUAUGAUAGAAAAAAUAAACAGAAAAUUUUCUGUAUAAAUUUAUGAAAUUCAUGAUUUGUAAAUGUCAGUGAAAUCAUUUUUUAUUGUUAAUAGAAAAUUUUUUCAUGAAUUAUUGAUUGUGUCAUUUUCAUUUAUUACUGUUAUAUAUUGGGUCAGUCAAUAAUUAGCUUCUGUAUUUUGGCUUUUAUUAGCAGGAAAAAGAGAAAAAUGAAUAAGAUGAGGGAAAAAAGAGGGAGAGAAAGAGAAAGGAUGGGAGGGGAAAAAAAUGAAAAGAAAGAAUGAAGGAAGGGAGAGUAGAGGGAGAGAUCGCGCAUAAUGACGCAUCGUUACGAAUUUAGAAGUUUGCGCGCGCGUGUGUGUGUAUAUGUGUGUGUUCGACCUAAGUAUUUCGCUAUCCCAGUAUCGUAAACGUAGCGCCUUAAAACGAUUAGAUGAUUCUUUCGACGUAAUACGAUUAUAAUCAGAAAAUUAAGAUGUAAUAAUAAAGGAAAUGCUGGAUGUUUCCGCAUAAGUUUCGCGUAUAAUAUAGAUAUAAUAUGGAAUAAUCAAUGUUUACAUAGGCUGUCAUAGUUAUAGUUAGCGCACACGCGUGUAUGAGUUAUUAUUAUAUAUCAUAAACGAAACAUUAUUGUUAUUUCUUUUUGAGUCGCUUAGAAAGAGAGAAGGAGAUAAUCCGUUUUAUUGUCGUCAUAUGCUUAAAUAUAUAAGCGACAUCACCAUAAUCGAUGCGAGUUAAGAUAAAGGAGAAAGUCGCCGUAAAGGAUGCCGACUUUUAAUAUUGUAUGUGAAUUUCUUCUCGUAAGAGCCAAUCUCUUUUGUAGACGUUAAGAAUGAAGUCGAAGUGUAUCUAUAAUAAUCGUAGUUAACGAAACGAGUAAUUUUAUCGCGAAUAUAUAUGCAUGUGUGUACGCGUGCGAAAUUAAUUUACACACGUUGAAAUUUUUUCCGAGAUCUCAAAUAAGAAUUGAGAUCUACCAAAAGUGAGAUAUGCGAACACUUCGUUGAGAAUUGAAGAAUUUUGUGCAAGAAUGAUAAUAAUUCCAUAAUUCGUAAAAUCUAUCUUAGAUGCGAUUUAUAGAUGAAUGGAUAAAUUAACGAUCAUCACACUUAUCUUUUCGCACUGCAUAUAAUUGUUAGAUAUAUUGUUUUAGCAGACUUUUUGUGUGUUGGUGAUGCUGCGUGCCGGGAAGAGAAGGGAAGGAGAGCUGAGGAGAGCGCUGUUCGAAAAGAAAUCUUAUUAUUUCUUUUUUUUUUCACUUUCCUUUUUUUUGUCGGUUAUAUAACACAUAACGAAUGUUUUAAGAAAUUACUCGGCUCUUUUGUUUGCGUGUAUUCGGCAGCUUGAAGGAAGAAGCGUCGGCUGCGUGCACACCCUUUUGUAUUAUUAACGAGAGCAGUGGUUGUACUCGAGUGUGAUUGUAAUAAGAUUCGGAUUUGUAUAAAUAUCAAUGAUUUAUUGAUUGUCUCGAACCCGCCAUUGUUUGAUUUAAUAACCUGGUUAUUCAUUAUUAAUUAUGUAAACAUUAUUUUUUUCGCCUAUUAUUAUAUAUUAAAUGCACUAUUUUAUAUACUUUCUUUAUCUAUCAUUAUGUAAUAAAUUAGUGACAUGUACAAUACAUUGCCUGACAGUCCGAAUAGGACUCUCAGGGAAGUAUGAUAUUACUAUUCGCCUGUGUUUGCAUUACUUGAUAUGCAAAGACAUCAGAAACAAAACACGCAGUGUCUAGACGAGAAAAGAGAAGUUCUGUUUCAAUUUAUUUAAUAGCGUUCUCGAAUGAAGCAGGUUUAAUCGCUCUCAGAGCGAUUAAACCCAAUUUGUCAUGAACAUAUCCGACCAAAAAUAGAUUUUGAAUCUGAUUAAUAUAAAUAAUACAUUAAUAAUAUAUAUAAUAUAAAGUACAUUCCAUUUGACACUAUUUUGGCUUUAAAGCACAAGAUUCCUUGCUCUGAUUAAUUAAUCGAACGCUUACUCGAAAUAUUUCAUUCCAUAUUUAAUCUAAUAAUCCUAGUACCACAAGACGGAGUUUAUAACGUCAUUAAUCGCUAUCAGAGCAAUCAAACUUGCUUCACUCAAAAACACUAUAAACUGCCAGUUUUUUAUACAUACAUGUGUAUAUCAUUAUGUAUCUCCGAAAAAAAAAUAACGCGUUAAUUCCGAGAUUUUCACUUUGAAUACUUUGUAUUUCUUUCAGAGACUACUAUUUCAUUGAAGAAAAAUGAUCGUCUUGACUCCAUCUAUCGCUCUUUUCAGUUUGUAAAAGAGUUAUGCAGAAACACUUAUUGUAUACAUAUAGCAUAUAUAUGUAUAUAUUUGGUAACAAGUGCUUGUUCGAUAAUAUGCUGUAAUGUAUGAGCAUAGAUUUAUGAUAUUAAUUAAUUAAAUUUAUUUAGUUAUAUCAUUUUAUUGUAUAAUAUAUUUUCGAAUUAUUCGGGCCCAUUAAAAAUUGCUUGCACUUUUUCCGGUUAAUAAAGCAAAAUAUCGGAAAUAAUUUGCGAAAUAUAUGAAUUGAAGAAAAAUAAAAGCUUUCACAUUUACGGUGGCAUGAACGGUAGUAUUGAUAUACGAUUAUCUUAAUUAGAGUUUUAAUCGUAAAAUAGCGAUUAAAUAGGUAACGAUAUAAAUCGCGUUUUAAAUCGUAAAAAAUUCUGAAAUAAUUAAUUUCUUAAGACCAUUCAAUCUCUGAAUAAAAAUAUCAAAUUAAUGAGACUUGUUUUUGCCUCAAAAAGAAAAGUUGCCUGCUAUAUUUCGUGUACUUUCUUCAAUAUUGCCUCCUUUGUAUUUUUUAUUAAUAUUAUUUUACUCAACAUAUGUCAUAAAAUCUUAAUGCGAAAUUACACCAUGUCUUUGUGAAUCAGCCUGUAUUUAUAACAGUACGCUUGUGUAUGUGCGUGCGUGCGUGCGUGCGUGCGUAUACGAUCACGACUGACCACGACCCACGCUCCAAACCCAACUCGAUGUUUUCUCAACGACUCGGGACAGUCUUUCGUGAAGAAUCGUGAGAGGAUGUGGCUGGUUGUUUCGCUCCUCGUACUCUUCGCAGUGUGCACGUGUCGCGCUGAUGAUGAGAUCGAGAUCAACGAAAUCGACGACCGCGUUUCGGCUGCUCCACGCGAAGCGCAACACGUGCGCGACGCUACGCUCGGAGAGAUCUAUGAGAACGCGGUCCAGGCCUAUCUCGAGGAAAACUGGGACGGUUGCGUUGCGGGAUUUAACGAUGCUUUGCAUGGAUAUAAAAUGUACAAACGUAUGGUGACGAUUUGCCGUCGCAAAUGUAAAGCCGAGGCGGCUGGCUUCUCACCAAUCCUCGCGAAGGACAUUGAAGAUUUGCACUUUUAUGAGAGAAAAGUGAGAGAGACGCUUUGUUUAAUGAAAUGCAACCAGGAUUACCGUGAGAUCGCAGGUGCGGGGGCGCUUAAACGUCUCCCACGCGUUACGGAAGAAAAACUUGUCAAUUUUACCAUCUAUGAGUAUCUUCAUAUCUGCUAUUUUCAAAAAGGAAGAUAUCAAGAUGCAGCGAAUGCAGCCUAUACCUUUCUCUCCCUACAUCCUAAUCAUGAAAUGGCUAUAAAGAAUCUUAAAUACUAUCUGAAUCUACCUGGCGUGAUCGUGAAAGAAGUUGUGAAUUUAGAGGCGGCUCCCUUUAUGCAAAUGUACGUUCGAGGAGUUCAGGCGUAUGAAGCUGAGGAUUAUGUGAAGGCUAUCGCCGAGUUUGAGACUUCCCUCGAAUCUUACAUGGAAUUUGAGGAGAAUUGCAGGAGCUAUUGCGAAGGGCCCUUCGAUCAAGGAUGGUAUCCUGAAUUUACCUCUUCGGUAGCAAAUCAUUUUGUAUUUUGUCUGAAGUGUAAACGUGGAUGCUCACUUGCAUUGAACAACGUGAAUGGCAACUUUCGGGCUGAUCUACUUAGAAGCCAUUAUAAUUAUUUGCAGUUCGCUUAUUACAAAUUGGGAAAUUUGAAAAAAGCUUGUGCAGCAGUUGCGAGUUUUUUAUUAUUUCUACCCGCUGACGAAACAAUGCUUCACAAUAAAGAUUAUUAUAGCAGUCAGCCGAAAGUGGAGGAAGAAUACUUUACGCCAAGAGAAGAGGCGCUUUCCUAUGUGAAACGGCAAGAGUACGAAUUGAUGUUGUUGUAUUAUAUAUCGGAAGAAUUCGCGGUGAUAGAUGCUAAAUUUAAUGAGUUUAAAAAGAAGACUAACACAAAAAAGGCUGAACAAAAAGAUGAACAGAAUUUAGGAAAGUAUCCUUUCUCGAUCUUGCAUCCACCUCCGGGUCACUCACCAUCCAGGAGGACACAAUUCUUUGGUAAUCUAUCAAUAUUCCGGGAUGAGGAGAAAACGGAAAUACAAAGAAAUUAUGCCAAAGAGUGGUUAGAAGUCAGUGGCAAUGUACAAAUAAUAGCAGGAGAAAAAGAACUCGGCGGAAAAAAUCGCUACGCAGUUGACGGUUUUCUCAACUCCAUCGAAUGCGAUCUGCUUAUGCAACUAACUCAGAUCGCUAUAGAAGGUGAUGGCUAUGAAGAAAACAAGAGUCCGCAUUCACCUUACGAGCGUUUCGAAGGUGUGACUGUUGGCAGGAUGGCGUUGAUGAUGUACUUCAAUCUGACGAAGCCGGAUCUACUGGAACUGUUCCUGGAACGCACAGAAGCGGUUCGCGAUCAUGUGGAAAGGUAUUUCGACCUUGACUCACCACUGUAUUUCACCUACACCCAUUUGGUCUGCCGAACGGCUUUACCCGAUUCGCCGGUGGAUCGGACGGAUUUGAGUCAUGAAAUUCACGCUGAUAAUUGCGUGAUAAAGGACGGAGGUUUCUGUCUACGGGAGGAUCCUGCGUACACGUGGAGAGAUUACUCGGCGAUUCUGUAUCUCAAUGACGAUUUCGACGGUGGCGAGUUUUUUUUUGUUGAGGACUGGAAGAAUCGCCGCAUCCAGGGCAUUGUUCGGCCUCGGUGCGGACGUAUGGUGGCGUUCUCCGCCGGUGGUGAGAAUCUUCAUGGUGUUCGAGGUGUGCGCAACAAUAGGAGGUGCGCUGUGGCAUUGUGGUUCACCCAGGAUGAAAAAUAUCUGGAGUAUGAGAGAAUGGUGGCGAACACCAUGCUGACGAGAGUUCGCACCUUGGGUACUGUGCAACACGAGGAUAUCCGAAUACCUUUCAGAUACGAAGACGUGUUGAUCCAAUGUUUUAAAGAAGACGAAAUGUUGAGGAACAUAUUGAGAGAAGGAAGAGGCAACAAAAAAAAGCAACAUUGAUAAAAAUUUGCAAAAAAAUUUACGUAUAUACCUUCCUCCUUCUCCCUCUUUUUACACACACAUGUACACACACACAC
This is a messenger RNA of Formica exsecta, 6747 nucleotides long. RefSeq names its product prolyl 3-hydroxylase 2-like. The coding region runs from base 4430 to 6670 and encodes 746 amino acids. Gene Ontology annotation, molecular function: oxidoreductase activity, acting on paired donors, with incorporation or reduction of molecular oxygen; protein binding; L-ascorbic acid binding. NCBI's taxonomy places the organism in Eukaryota, Metazoa, Arthropoda, Insecta, Hymenoptera, Formicidae. Gene Ontology annotation, biological process: collagen metabolic process. The record is from RefSeq and is a predicted model, not a curated record. The transcript has 11 exons.